UUUAGCCCCUCCUACCAGCCCGCCCCCUGUCACUUGUGAACUCUCUAUAGUUGCACUGCUGCGUUCAGCCCUGAGCUGUGCCUGUUUCUCCUUGCGUGUGUGCCCAGGUAACAGAAAGACUCCAUUACAAUGAACACUGCCAAAGGCACCACAUCACAGCGCCCAAAUAUUCCGAAUGAGUUGCUUCCAGAUUUACCUCAUGGGCCUCUCUCAGAAUAUAGAAGAAGAGCGUCUUUUAAUUGGAAGGAAAUGGUAUUUUUUUUGGAUGAUGAAGAACUUAUCCAGUUUAAGAAGGAAAUCUUCUCUGCUCUAGAGAAUGACCCACUGUUCCAUCGACAUCCUGGACAAGAUUUGUCUAUGGAGAAGUACAGAGAGCUGACAUUCCGACGGUGCAAGAGGAUUUUUGAAUAUAACUUCCUGACUCUGCAACAGACUUUGGAGAAGCCACAGAAAGUGUUAGCUCUCAUAAAUUGCUUGGGCAUGUAUGAUUGGUCACUUGGAGCGAAAUAUUUCCUGAACACUCAGGUGUUCAGUGGUGCUGUUGGAAAUGCUGGAUCUGAAAGGCACAGCCAGUUUUUAAAUCAAGUACAAACAAUGGAGAUUUUUGGGUGCUUUGCAUUGACUGAACUCAGUCAUGGCAGUAACACAAAAGCUGUAAGAACAACGGCAACAUUUGAUGCAUCUACCAAGGGAUUUAUUCUGAACUCGCCAGAUUUUGAAGCUGCCAAGUUUUGGGUGGGCAACAUGGGAAAGACCGCUACCCAUGCAGUCGUUUAUGCUCAGCUCUAUACCUCUGAUGGAAAGUGCCAUGGGUUACAUUCCUUUGUUGUGCAGAUACGGGACCCUCAGACUCUUCUGCCCAUGCCUGGAGUGAUGGUGGGGGACAUAGGCAAGAAACUUGGCCAGAAUGGUUUAGACAAUGGAUUUGCUAUGUUUCACAAUGUUCGAAUUCCUCAAGAAAACCUCUUGAACCGCACUGGCGAGAUCACAUCAAGUGGGACCUACACAAGUGCUUAUAAGGAUCCUAAGCAACGUCUUGGCGCUUCUCUCGGAACCUUAUCUAGCGGAAGGGUUUCAAUCAUGAGCAUGGCUGUAGUGAACCUGAAACUUGCCAUUUCCAUAGCAAUUCGUUUCUCAGCAACCCGUCGGCAGUUUGGCCCCACAGAAGAUGAAGAGAUACCAGUGCUGGAAUAUCAACUGCAGCAAUGGCGACUUAUCCCUUAUCUGGCCGCUGCAUAUGCUCUUGACUAUUUCUCAAAGACCUUCUUCAUGAAUUUGGUAGAACUUCAGAUUGGUAUCUUUAUGAAGGAUAAGAGUCAAAGACAGGCUGAACUUGGCAAGGAGAUUCAUGCUUUGUCCUGUGCCGGUAAACCCCUGGCCUCUUGGACUGCUCAGCACGGGGCACAGGAAUGUCGGGAAGCCUGCGGAGGUCAUGGCUAUCUAGCUAUGAACCGAUUAGGAGACAUCCGCAGCGACAAUGACCCGAACUGCACAUACGAAGGCGACAACAACGUUCUGCUUCAGCAGACUAGCAACUACUUACUUAGCUUGGUGCAUUUAGUCCAUGAAGACAAGGCUCACAUUGAGUCCCCUCUGGGAUCCAUUAACUUUCUCAUCGACUUCAAAGAUAUUUUGGGACAUAAGUUUACAGCAAGCUCUGUUGAAGAAUGUCUGGAUCCCAAAGUUUCCCUGGCGGCCUACAAGUGGUUGGUCUGUUAUCUCCUACGUGAAAGUUACCUGAAAUUGCAGCAGGAAAAGAAAAAUAGGAAUAAUGAUUUUAAUGCAAGAAACAACUGUCAGGUCUACUAUUGUCGUUCCUUAGCCCUGGCCUUCAUUGAGCAUGCUGUGCUGGAGAGAUUCCAUGAUUAUACCCACGAUUUCAGCACACCCUCCUCCCUACAGCCAGUCCUGAAGAAGCUGUGUGCAUUGUAUGGCCUGUGGUCCCUAAGUAAACAUUUGACAGUCCUCUACCAAGGAGGAUACUGCUUAGGGCAACUGCCUGCAAGGAUUGUACAAGACGCUAUCCUGGAGCUUUGUGCACAGCUUAAAGACGAGGCCGUCGCUCUAGUGGAUGUUAUUGCUCCUCCAGACUUCAUUUUAAACUCACCUAUUGCCAAAGCCGAUGGAGAGCUGUAUAAAAAUCUGUGGUCUGCGGUGCUGCAAGGAGAGAAGGUGCUGGAGAGGGCAUCUUGGUGGGAGGAAUUCUGCAGCAACAAACCGGUUAUCGGCCCGCUCAAAUCACAGCUGUAACCACGUAUGUCAAUCUGUGUCUAAAAAACUGUGAAUUUUUGUGUGAAACUUUGCCAAAUAUUGAAUUAAAACUAGUUCUUAAAUGCACCGAAUACAAAUCCAAAAAUAAUUCCAUUUUUGAAUGUAUAAAGAUGUUUCAUUUUGUUGCCUAUAAAAAAACUAAUAUAAAUGAGUUUGUAGAUCAAACUCAUCGUUACUGUGGUUUCCUUGUUAAGUACUUUAAUUAGCAAUCAGUUAUUCAGUGCCAGUAAUUCCAUCCUUCUUUAUUAACUAUUUGUUGAAACUUUCCUACAAACAUCGGGGUCUGGAAAUGGGAAAUGGUUAAAUGUGAGUUUAUUAGCGCAUGGUGUCAACUGAAGACGUUGGCAACUUAUUUAUAAUGAAUAUUAAAUGUCUUCAAUACGGUUAUACGGAACUUUUGAGACUCUCGGAAAUGUUAUGAAGGCCAAUAUUGACACCACUUAUAGUAAUUAUAGCUAUAAAUAUCGCCAAAGGUAUUGUCCAUAAUGUACAUUGUGCCCUUUGUUUACAGUUUGAGAGAGUAAAGCCACUAUCUGCGAUGAAGAGACCCUU
Messenger RNA from Xenopus tropicalis (tropical clawed frog), 2823 nucleotides. It is a transcript of the gene acox3, whose product is annotated as acyl-CoA oxidase 3, pristanoyl. The transcript is spliced from 18 exons. The coding region runs from base 130 to 2250 and encodes 706 amino acids. Gene Ontology annotation, molecular function: oxidoreductase activity, acting on the CH-CH group of donors; FAD binding; fatty acid binding. Gene Ontology annotation, biological process: fatty acid metabolic process; fatty acid beta-oxidation; fatty acid beta-oxidation using acyl-CoA oxidase. Lineage: Eukaryota; Metazoa; Chordata; Amphibia; Anura; Pipidae. Gene Ontology annotation, cellular component: peroxisome. The record is from RefSeq and is a predicted model, not a curated record.